AUGGAUUAGCUGCUAUCUAAGCAUAAGCAUCUCCAAGAGCUUAUCCAUGAAUUCUCUAAGAUUUUUACAACUAAAAGCGGAAUAUAGCAUAUAAUAUAAAUUAUAAUUUUUGAGAUUAUUAGAAGAAAAUUACCUGCAAUGGUUAGAAUAUUGCAAUGUUACUUGUUUGGACGAUAAAAAGCAUAUGAUGAUGAAGAAGAAGAAAAAGAUAAAGAUUAAGCUUGUAGCUGCUCUUCCAGCUAAUUUGAAAAUAAAGAUAAAUUAAAAAAGGUUUUAAAAGAAAUAAGAAGUUCUUUCUUUUAGUAAAAUUGGAGGGAUAUAGCAUAGCACAUUCAUGAUGAAGUAGAGUAUCAUUUUAAUAUAGAGAAAUUGUAGAAUGAAAUUGUCUAGAAUUUAAAUAUUGAGAAGAAAUAAAAUUAGCUAGAAACAUUAAAAAAAGAGGUAUUUUCAUUUCUUCCUUUUAGUAUCGUCACAAGUACCCUUCUAAUUUGCACAGAAUUUUUGAGAGAAGUUUUGAAAAAAAAAUAUGAGCAUUCAUUAAAAACUGACUAUCCAUCUCUACAUGACCCUUAAGAGAUAACCAACUAGAUACUCAAUGAUUUUUUUGAGCAAAUUAAUUUAGUUGGUCUUAAAAACGUUAAAGCAUAUGUCAAAUAAAAGCUGCCAAAAAAUUUGCAAGACCUUUCUUUACAAGAGUCUUUUCACAUAGAGAAAAUCUUUAAAGAGUUAGAUGAAUAUGUUUUGGAUAUUUUAAAAUCGAAUUCUUGCUUGAAAAAGCCAGCAGACCAUAAAAAGAGAAGUUCUAUGACUCUCUUUAGGAACAACAGAAGGAAAUGCAAUCCUCCAUCUUCUCAUCAAAUAAAUUUCUCAGAGUACAAUGACACUCAGUAUCAUGAAAAUGGUAUUCCUUGUUUAAAUUUGCAUCAUUUAAUAACACAAAGAAACAAUGCAGGAGGAUCUAACAAACAAACUACGAAUAAUAAAAAUAGUGCAUUACUACCUCAUGAUCAGCCAGUAAUAGCUCCUCACUCUAAGUUAGAUUUAAUAUAUUUGUUUCUAGGAGACAUAAGCGAGAAUAAGAUACUAAAUGAUACAGAGUAUAUUGAAAAGCAUAUUGAAAUAGUUGAUUGCAGGUGUAGAGAAUAACGCUAUUAGCCUUCUUUGCAGUGCAUACCUGAGGCAGAAGAUGAUGGUUAUGAAUCUGAUAGAUCAGAUUAGCUUCCUCAUAGCAGUAAUAGUAAUGGAAAUGGAGCAAGCUCUAGUGAUUAUCGCCCUAUGCAAAGACCUAAUAUUCAAUAUAAGUAACACCAAAACCUCAUUCAAGUAGAAGAAGGUAGAAGAGUUAGGAAAUAUAGUGAUGGGCUAGGCAGAAACACAGUCAAUUAAGAUGACUAUAUUUCUAAAAAAGAAAAGUAUAAAGAUGAUUAUGAUGAAGAAGAGGAGGAAGACGAAGAAGAUGAAGAGAACUGUUAUACAAAAAAUGAUCAAUUUUUGCUUGAAUUAAAAGGAUCUAAGAAAAAUAUGAAAAAAAACUUGAUAGAAUAGCAUCAUUAAAUGCAUGCACAAUAAAAAAAGGAAUACCAUAAUUAAAAUGAUCAAUUUUAGCGUAAUUUUAAUGGCACCAAUGAAAACGGAUCAUCUCCUUAGAAAGUUCAUAAGAUGAAUCUAAUGAAGUUUAAUGUUUAAUAUGAUAAUGCUAACUUUGAUCUUAAAAAGCAGCUAAAAUAAACAGAAGAGGAGGAAGAAGAUUUAUAUAAUUUAAAAUAGUUGAGUUAUAAAAAUAGAUUUUUAUCAUAAGAAGAUGGAGAUGAAGAGGACUAUUUCCCAAAUUUUAAUUAACAAAAAAAGAAUAAAUUACCAAAUCAAAAUAACUCACUCCUUCAAACAAAUGAAGGAAAAACAAAAGAUUCUACCUAAGAUUAAAUGUUUUUAAGUAAGGGCAAUAGUCCUAGUCCCAAAGGAGCUUUUGACACUCAAGAGUUUAUAUCUAGCGACCAUGAAGGCAGCCUUGUUUUAGAUGAAGAAGAGAUAAUCGAAAAUCGUCAAAGACUAACUCAUUUUUUAUAAAGCUUGUGCUACGAGGCACUAGAAAUACUUGAAAGUGCAAAUUUUUAAACAUAUCUUUAUUAUGCAAUUUUAUUCUAAUACAAAAAAUUCAAAAAUCGCUACCGUAUUUAUUUAUAUGAAAACAAUCUAUCAAAAAACAUAGUACUAAGGAAUUUAAUUAACUAAAUUUAUAAAAUUACUGACGAGCACUUCUUAUCUCUUGAUGCUUAAGAAAAAUGUGAAUCAGUUUACUUGAAAUACAAAAACGAAGUCGAAAAUUUAAUAAGUUAAAAUAUAAAAAAUCCACCCUAACAACAAAUAUAAAUAAUUAAAAGAAUAUUUGAGGAAAUAGAUUAAAGUAUAAUAAUUAGGGAGUCUUUUGAAGAGCUAACUAACUUCUUUAUUGAAAGUUGA
This is a messenger RNA of Tetrahymena thermophila SB210, 2460 nucleotides long. RefSeq lists its product as hypothetical. The record is from RefSeq and is a predicted model, not a curated record. The transcript has 2 exons. Lineage: Eukaryota; Ciliophora; Oligohymenophorea; Hymenostomatida; Tetrahymenidae.